Molecule: messenger RNA, 559 nt
Organism: Periophthalmus magnuspinnatus
Lineage: Eukaryota; Metazoa; Chordata; Actinopteri; Gobiiformes; Gobiidae
Gene: fabp4b
Product: fatty acid binding protein 4b
Exons: 4
Coding region: 97-498 (133 amino acids)
Biological process (GO): fatty acid transport
Cellular component (GO): cytosol; nucleus
Molecular function (GO): fatty acid binding
Source: RefSeq, a predicted model, not a curated record
GGACUUUUGCUGCAUUCUGUUCCCUGUCUUGUUGCCGAGUGAGGAUACCAUCUUGUUUCUUUGUAGGCCUACUGCAAACUCAUAAAACUCCCCACCAUGGUUGAACAGUUUGUUGGAACCUGGAAGCUCACUGCCAGCGACAACUUUGAUGAAUACAUGAAGGCAAUCGGUGUGGGCUUUGCAACUCGUCAAAUGGGUAACAUGGCCAAGCCUAACCUUGUGUUUAGUGUGACUGAUGGGGUCAUCUCUAUGAAGGCACAAAGUACUUUCAAAACCACGGAAAUCUCCUUCAAACUCAAUGAGGAGUUUGAUGAAACCACAGCAGACGACCGAAAGACAAAGACCACCUUCACCUUUGAGAACGGCAAACUCGUGCAAAAACAGACAUGGGACGGAAAAACUACAAUACUUGAACGUGAGAUUCAAGAUGGAAAACUAGUGGCUAAAUGCACCAUGGACGACAUUGUUGCAGUAAGAACAUAUGAAAAGGAGGCAUAAAUUGAACUCCAGAUGUCUUGCUACAGAAUGCUUGUCUUCAAUAAAACUAAAUCUUGUAUAA